This is a messenger RNA of Cervus elaphus (red deer), 1071 nucleotides long. Its product is annotated as olfactory receptor 7A17-like. Gene Ontology annotation, molecular function: G protein-coupled receptor activity; olfactory receptor activity. Gene Ontology annotation, cellular component: membrane. Bases 1 to 1071 code for a protein of 356 amino acids. Gene Ontology annotation, biological process: G protein-coupled receptor signaling pathway. The transcript has a single exon. Lineage: Eukaryota; Metazoa; Chordata; Mammalia; Artiodactyla; Cervidae. The record is from RefSeq and is a predicted model, not a curated record.
AUGACAAAAUACAUAUGGUCCCAUUUAAAAAAUGUGAAUAAUGCCAGUUUGUAUGAAAUCAGUCACGAUAUUUACCUGUUUCCUGGUAAUCAUACCCACCGUGUAACAGCAAGGAACCAAACAGGAAGCUCAGAAUUUCUUCUUAUGGGGUUUUCAGAGUCACUUGAACUGCAGCCCCUCAUAUUUGGGCUUUUCCUCUCCAUGUACCUGAUCACUGUGUUUGGAAACCUGCUCAUCAUCCUGGCCGUCAGCUCAGACUCCCACCUCCACACCCCCAUGUACUUCUUUCUCUCCAACCUGUCCUUUGUAGACAUCUGCCUUACCUCCACCACCAUCCCAAAGAUGCUGAAGAACAUUUGGACACUGAGUAAAGUUAUAACCUACGAAGGCUGCAUUAUUCAGAUGCAGUUUUUCACGCUCUUUAUAGGACUGGACGUCUUCCUCCUGACCGUGAUGGCCUAUGACCGCUUUGUGGCCAUCUGCCACCCCCUGCACUACAUGGUCAUCAUGAGCCCCCGGCUCUGUGCACUGAUGGUGCUGCUGUCCUGGGUCAUCAGCGUCCUGAACUCCUUGUUAGAAAGUUUAAUGAUGUGGAGACUGUCCUUCUGUACAGUCUUAGAAAUUCCCCAUUUUUUCUGUGAACUCAAUCAGAUGAUCCAACUUGCCUGUUCUGACACCUUUCUCAACAAUUUGGAGAUGUAUUUUAAAGCUGUGUUUCUGGCUGGUGGUUCCCUUAUAUGUAUCGUUUACUCUUACUCUAAGAUAGUGUCCUCCAUACAUAAAAUCUCAUCUGCUCAGGGGAAGUAUAAAGCAUUUUCCAGCUGUGCAUCACACCUCUUAGUUGUCUCGAUAUUUUAUUGUACAGGCUUAGGUGUUUAUCUUAGCUUGGCGGGUACUCACAGCUCACACUCAAGUGCAACAGCCUCGGUGAUGUACACUGUGGUCACACCCAUGCUGAACCCCUUCAUCUACAGUCUGAGGAAUAAAGACUUAAAGAAGGGUCUGAGAAAACUCUUUGGAAAGGUGAUUUUAAAAGGUCCUAUUGUCAUAGAUCUUAAGAAGUACCUGUAG